This is a messenger RNA of Suillus paluster, 975 nucleotides long. RefSeq lists its product as uncharacterized. The transcript is spliced from 4 exons. Bases 90 to 782 code for a protein of 230 amino acids. The record is from RefSeq and is a predicted model, not a curated record. NCBI's taxonomy places the organism in Eukaryota, Fungi, Basidiomycota, Agaricomycetes, Boletales, Suillaceae.
UUCCAUCGGCAUUAAAAUGGCAGGAUGAUACUUAUUAAAAUGAGACACAGCGACCUACUUUUUGGUGGCCUUUGAGUGGAACUGAAGGUAUGUUUGCUCGACUGUCGCGCCAGUCUGCCCAGUGGGUAGAGGUGUGCGUCGAACACGCAUUGUCUGGCGAUGACGAUAUCAUAUCGGUCGACGUAAAUAUGCUCACUUGUCUGGACUUGUCGUGGCGCGGGCUGUGUGGGCAAGCUAUCGAGCCUGUGUAUCGUGGUUUGAAAAGGGUUGUGGAGGAUGACUUGGACACAGUUAUUAGGCUGUUGUCAGGGCUAGAUCCCCUUGGUGAACGGCUAGAACAGACAGUUGAAAAUUUACAAGUGCCACCGCAACCACAGAGUGCAGUGCCAUGUCCUGAUGUUUCACUGUCAGAACGACCGAGAAGAAAGCGUCGGCGAUCUUCUGCUUUAGUUGAACUGCUUGUCAUCAAGCCCACCCACCCUUCUGCUCCGACGAUCAUUAUUUCCCCCUGUCUUUUUCAUCCCCGUGAAACUUCGUCUUGGGUGCCAUACCAGGAUGCAUCUUUUGGCGCACGUCUCACAGUGCCUACGUAUGUCCCAUUAAACAGCGCCUUUCCGCCCCUCGUAGCCCCAUCCAUCCUCGACAAACACGUCUGUGAUUGGAAUUAUGUCAACGGCCAUUGGUGUGCUAUUAUUCCUACACAGGAUGAACAGUGUAGGAGGGGGGUAUACUCCAGGAGCGUAGUUUCUAGGCGACGGCCUCCUUGUUUGACGGACGUUUGAAUUGUGUUGCGCCAUUUGACUUUACUGUCCUCCGUAGUUGCAUUCGCCGUCUUGGGUAGUUCAUAUCUGGGAUUCUCCUGCACUGUUAUCUGGUUCAUAUACGCCCAAUACCAAGUUGUUGAUAUCAAGCUUACCGUGUUGUGAUCGAUUGAUGUUGUACGGAAAUGAAUGGACACGUUUAUUUCACGUGGGA